AUGCCCGACUCUAUCCCUGCUCCAAACAGUUCGUCUCUGCCUGCUCCCGAAUCUACAAUGAUCCAACAUCAGCAACAGCAACACGGUCAAGCAAGUGGUGGAGGUGCCUCCUCUAGUAUUGCUUCUUCUCAACCACCACCUCUGGCUCCUACUUCAAAUGAAGACAAGCUACGGUCGCAGCUGAUUCUGGAACCAUGUGGUGUGUUGGAUGCACUAUCUGCGUCGCAGGCCGAAGCUAUCGUUUCCACUGCUUCAUCUUGGAAGGUCUUCAAGUCUGGAUUUAUACUAAGAAAGGACGCUCCGAUAUCCAGUCUACCUGCUAGACCCCCUCCAGUCCAAACUGAAAAACCACCCGUCCCACCACCGAAACAACCACCAGUACCUUCUAAGAAAUCUUUUGAUUUGGAUUCAGAUGAAAGACCAAAUCCCCCCGAAGAUUGGACAAUCAUGUUUGCUGAAAUCAGAGGCCCAUAUUUGAUGUUUUACGAAAUCGACACGGCUGUAAGUCCGGCUGGGCAGGUUCCCCCGCCUUAUCUGCCGCCGUCACUAUAUAGUAAACCUGUGCCUCCUAUACCUAAAGGGCCAAAGUUUGCUUUGUUUAAUGCGGCAAAGAAGAAGGAAGGUAGUGGUGGUGCACCACCUACAAUUGGGAAAUACGAAGAUACCAUGCUGACUUUGGCUGAUCUCGUCGCUUCCCCACGAUUUUUGGUUAAUUACGUCGCCUUGCCCAAUGUCAAAGCUGACAUGAUAUCAUAUCGAUCAAGCCCAACCACUGUAGAUACUCAUCUUAUGCUGACUCUUCCUCAGAGUCUAGACAAGAUUCGAUUCGAACCUCUACAAGUAGAAGCUUCUCCUCUAACUGAAUCAUCACCUGUAUCGUCCCUCGCUAAUCUCAGAGCUUCUGAAAGCCAGAUGGGCCAAGUCGUCCAAUGGAUGACUGCUGUACAAUAUGUAGCUGAAAAGGGGAGAAGCACUACUCCUAUAGUAAUAGUCAACAGUAAACCAACCAUAGUACAGAAUGACGGUGGUAUACUCCCUCCUCCGAGAGGCUCAUCCACCAAGAUAACAGGCUCUCCUAUAGCAUCUCCCAUUGUAACCCAAAAUAUUGUCGCUCCAUUAGCUCCUCUGGUGCAAUCAGGACAUUAUAUUCCUUCAGAAGGUGAUCAUUUACAACCAUUUGUCCGUGAAUCAUCUCUACAACCAUCACGGGCCGCUGCUAGUCUACCACCGGCAAUCCCACAAAGGGUGUCCCCUGGAUUGCCUAGCAACAUGAUGGAUCCAUCAUCCCCGACUACACCUACUUCGCCUACGUCGCACAUGUCGUAUGCAUCAGUUUCACCAGGAGCAGUCAGUCCAAGCUCGUCAAAUAACAAACCCAAGAACAAAAUAUUUAGUGGAUUUAGUGGAUUUGCUGGGUCUGGCUUUGGCAGAGUCCCUAUUGAUCCAACCACAGAAGAGAAGAAGAUACGAGCUGCCGAAGAACGAGAACGGGAACGUAGAGCUGCAGAAGAACGAAAACGGGUAGCUGCCGAAAUAAAAGCUAUGGAAAAAGACGAGAAACGACUGAAGAAGAAGGAAAGCACUCGAGGCAUAAGAGAUGCAGCUGUUAUAUCGGCUGCUUCUAAGAUGAGUGCAGGUGUAUUGAAUUCAGUACCAAACUUUUUCAGGAUGGCUGGCGCCACUAGAAGAGAUAAUGCGAGAGACGACGAUGGUUUUCGUGGCUCUGGUAGUUUACGGCGUAUUGGACCUAAAAGAGAUAGUCUUUUAGGUGCCAAGAAUGGCAUGGAUUUAAUGGAUGGCGAAAUCCCAGUUAUUUUGAAGAAAUGCAUAAAACUAGUGGAAGAGAUUGGUAUUGAUACCGAAGGGCUUUAUCGUAUAUCUGGAUCCGCCGCUACAGUAGAUCGACUACGUAAACUGUUUGCUGCCGAUCCCGAAGCCAUUUAUCUCCCUGCUCCGCCAGAGUAUACCUCUCACGGGCAAGCCUUAUUAGACGAUGACUUAGGUGCGUCAUCAGCAUCUAAACAGGUUCAUCGUAAAAGCUCACGGUCAUCGUUGUCAGAUAUUCCACCAUUAGAAAAGGAAGUGACUGGUAGAAGCAGGUCGCAUACCAAUCAUAAUAUGGGUAGUAGUAAAAGCUUAUACGAUAAUGAUGUCCAUGUUAUUACUGGAGUCAUAAAGUCAUAUCUACGGGAUGGUAUACCUACUCAAAGUGGUAGAAGGGAGCCUGUUUGUACAUAUGAGUUAUACACUUCUCUUAUUAAUGCUACCCGACUGGACGAAUGGAGAGAUCGCAUGAUUGCAUAUCAGGAUUUGGUGCAUGAUCUCCCAGCAUCCAACUUUGCUACACUUAAGUUUUUAUGUGAUCACUUGUCGUUGGUAGCUGCACAUUCCGCUGCCAAUCGUAUGCCUGUAAAGAAUCUCGCCAUUGUAUUUGGUCCAACAUUAAUACGUCCAGCUCCCGAAGACGAGACUAUGGCUCGUAUGAUGACGGACAUGGGUGGUCAAUGCGCGGUAGUCGAAGCAUUGAUUGAGCAAGCUGAAUGGAUGUUUGGUCCUAUUGAAUAUGAAGACGAUGAUGAAGAGGCUUUAAUAACGGAAGAUGGCACUGGUGCAGUUGAAACUGACGCCACUGCUAUUGAAGAAUAUGCUGGUUCUGAAGGAGAACUCGCUCCGAAUAAUAAUAAGCUUGGAGGAGAGUUGGGAGAUUUAAAACAAGAAUCAUCUGAAGCUUUAAAAUCUGAUGGAGUGCUGGACAUUUCAUCACAUAUACCUUCAGAAGGCACAGCCCAAUAA
Messenger RNA from Synchytrium microbalum, 2793 nucleotides. RefSeq lists its product as uncharacterized. Gene Ontology annotation, cellular component: cytoplasm. The record is from RefSeq and is a predicted model, not a curated record. The transcript has 7 exons. Bases 1 to 2793 code for a protein of 930 amino acids. Gene Ontology annotation, biological process: regulation of GTPase activity; signal transduction. Lineage: Eukaryota; Fungi; Chytridiomycota; Chytridiomycetes; Synchytriales; Synchytriaceae.